Cinclus cinclus is the source of this 2366-nucleotide messenger RNA. RefSeq names its product membrane magnesium transporter 1 (gene MMGT1). The record is from RefSeq and is a predicted model, not a curated record. The transcript has 4 exons. Lineage: Eukaryota; Metazoa; Chordata; Aves; Passeriformes; Cinclidae. Gene Ontology annotation, cellular component: early endosome; Golgi apparatus; plasma membrane. The coding region runs from base 1 to 402 and encodes 133 amino acids.
AUGGCGGCGGGGUCGGUGUGGAAAGGGCUGGUGGGGCUCGGCCUGUUCGCCCUGGCACACGCGGCCUUCUCUGCGGCGCAGCAUCGUUCUUACAUGAGGUUGACAGAAAAGGAAGAUGAAACGUUGCCCAUAGAUAUAGUCCUGCAGACUCUGCUGGCCUUUGCAGUCACCUGCUAUGGAAUAGCACAUAUUGCAGGAGAGUUUAAAGACAUGGAUGCCACUUCAGAACUCAAAAAUAAGACAUUUGACACAUUAAGGAACCAUCCAUCUUUUUAUGUAUUUAAUCAUCGUGGUAGAGUAUUGUUCCAGUCCCCAGACACAGUGAAUUCUUCUUCAAACCAAGAUGCUUUGUCAUCCAGCUCGGCACUGAAAUUCCGAAAACUUGAACCUCUGCGCCGCUAAGACUUUUACAGAUGAUACCAAUAACCCAGGACACUGAGAUGUAAUAUUCAAGUCGGGGAUGUAAACACUUUUUUAAUUUCUGGAGCAGUAUUUAUAUUGAUCUUCCAGACUUUAUAAAAUAUAUAUAUAUAAAUAUAUAUAUAUAUAUAUAUAAACUAAUGACCUUCUUUGUACACUGUUAAUGAGAAUGACCGAAUUGUGGAUUGGCAAUGCAGUGUAAAUUCUACAGUUAUGCUGUGAAACACAUCUUCAAAAGUUUCAGAUAUUAAAAUGAGUUGCAGCUAACUUAACUUCAGUUAAAACAAAAAGCAAGCUAGUUUUUUCUUGUAAUUAGUGUUCUUUGACAGGAGGGAAUGUUUGAGUGUAUUUAUUUUUCAGUUUGCUUGCACUACAGUCUAUGGACCCCCUCAGAAAUGCUGUGUGCACUGCAUCACUGAACAGCAGGAAAAGGGGCAGCAUCUGAUCCUAGAAUGCCUGUGGGACACCAGCACGGUGUGGCAGGGGAAGUCAAAGAGACUACUUCCAUUUUUAUUUUUUUGCAAUGCUGACAAACAGUUGUGUGAAGGGUUAUUCUUUUUUUCCUGGUUUUUCACUACCACGUUAUUUCUUCAUUGCCCUCCUCCUUCGUUUCAUGUAAGUUGCCCCACGUUGCCUGGGCUGUGGCUGUGCAUUGGUGCUUGUGUGGGGGAGGCAACUCACGUAGAUAAUCUGCCACACUCUGUGUUCUCCAGCUCUGAACUGGGGAAUGUUGAAUGUCAUGUAUGUGCUGAACAUGGUGUACCAGGUACAACCUCCAAGUCAUCUUCAUAUUUAAGUAUCAGUAAGAACUGUCCCUUCUGUGAAUGAUCCAGGGGUAGGGUCCAGCAGCUUGCUCUGUUUUCUGGCACUAAUCCAGGACAGCUACCCCUUUUCUGCCAACAGAGCCUUCCACCUUGAUUUUUCCAGCUGAGCCCUUUGUUGAUUUAAGAUUACCUUCUUGAUUUCAUGUAUUAGAACUGAUCAUCAUGUCCUUAACUCCUACUUACGUCUAAAUUCUAAUCUCCCCUCAGGGGCUGAAUCAAUGCUGAAGUCUCUCUUGGUCUGGCUUUUCAGCUCCUUGACACAGCAGAGAGAGGGUAGGUCGAGAUACUGGUGGGGCCAGUGAGAAUUUGGCCAGGUUGGGGGAUGGAAAGUGGAAACUCAGCCUUUUGUCCUGGCAUCUGUUGUGUUUGGUAUUUUUUUAACUGUUAGGAACUGUCAAAGGCAAAAAGCUUGGCAAAAAUACUGUGUAAACUGAAGCCUCUUUUUCUAGCUCUGCCCAUCCUAUGGAGUGGGUGCCCCAGUGCUCGAGCAAUAUCCAUGGCUGCUGCUCUACAAUCACUCUUAAGCAUCUGGGUUUGAUUAGAAAGGGUUACUCUGCCAGCUGAAAGCAUCUGAGUUACAGGAUUUGUUCCUAAAGUGUCCUGGUUCCCCUCUUGCUGGUGUCACAAAUCGGCUCCAGCCAGCACCAAAGGCCCCGGAAAUAGUAUUGGGUCAUCUCGCCAUUGCAGACAGAGCUGGUCCCUUGGGAAACAGGGCUGCUGUGCUGCAGCUGCUGCACAGAGGGGAAGCUGAACAUGGGCCAGGUGACCCUGUGGGGCAGAGGAGACACAGAAUUAGCAGAGAGACGGAGAAGCACAGUGGGAGCUCAGUAACCACUGUAGUAGAUGGGUUCUGCAGCUGUGGUUGCACUGAGCCCUUUGCAGAGCGUCUUAGAGCAGAGCUGCUCACACGGAAUGUCUGAGAAGCCCUGUUUGUGAUGCUGGAAGGCUACAGGGACCUGCCCGAGGUGGGAGGUGCUGCUGGGAGCAGGUCCUGCUGGGAGCACCCUGUGACUGUGUCAGGGCCCUUCUCCUGAGGAGCAGCCUCACUCUGCAGCAGCAACGGUUCUAUCACAAAGCUGUACAAAUUAUUUUUUCUUAUUGAUCUCACAAUGUCAAAUAAAA